CUCUCGGAAGGAACAUUUUAGUAGUAAUUGGAACACCACGACCUUCGGAGGUUUCUGUUUUGGGCUUUGACGUGAAGUUUAACUCAGGAUUUUAAAGAAGUUAACUUGCAUGGCUUUGUGUUAACCUUCGUGUAAGGAAGUUCUCUUUUCAAGGUAUCGAGCUAAUUUCAUUUGCGCAACCAACCUUCGAAGAGAAAAAUUACGUCCGUGCGAGUCCACCCGCGUAGUCUUGAUUGUCAGUUGCCGAAGUCAUUGUCAAACAAACUAACAAUGCAAGAGUCCAGCGCAUCAGAAUCCAUACCAACUUCUGCAACACACCAAACUCGAGAGGAAAAUAAGCCUCGCCGAUCUCCUCCUCCUCUUGUGUCUAUGGACGGAACUCGUAGGGACUCGCUUGUGGGGCUCCAAAGACUUGUUUACAGCUCGCAAAUAUUUACGCAUUCACGAACAUCGCACGAAGAUCCCCGCCCUGUGGCGAACAUUGGCGAGAACGUGGUGGAAGUCAAACCAGGUCCAAGAUCUGCUCAUUCGCAGACUCGACCAAGUCUCCCCAGCCCAAAACCCAAGAGAAGCAGGACUUCGUUCACGCCGACGCAGUUAGAGCGACUAGAAGAGGAAUUUUCAGUGGAUAUGUACGUGGUUGGUUUAAAACGAAUGAAGCUGGCAAACGAGUUAAACCUGUCGGAAAGACAAGUUAAAGUCUGGUUCCAAAACAGGAGAAUGAAGUACAAAAGGGAAAGAGCAAAGUCCAGAUCAGACGGAGGAAAAUUAAACUGAGCGGACUCAACUCUACGUUAUUUAUUGUAUCAGAUUCAGCAAAUAAUCAUUGUGUAAAUACCUAAUAUUCCAUAAAAUAUAAGGCGAGUGCAUAUACCUGAAGCGUGCAAUUAUAACGGUUGACUUUUAUUGACAUUUACCUUAAAUUUUGCUGACAUUCCUUGAUUUAUUACAAAACAGAAUUAUGGGAAGCAAUACUAAGUGGAAAGAAAGUCACAUUAAAUAUUGUAUCCCGUAUAUCAGCCGCUAGGUUUUUACAAUAAGCACUUUUUACGAAACUAUAACUACUUUUUAUCUAUACUCACAGGACGAGCAAAGCUGGCCUAAAAAACGCGAUGUAAAUGGGCGCUUUUCUGCACACAUUGCAGAAGUUAUGUAUUAUCAUGCCACCGCCCCUGUACUCUUCCUGAUGACGACCCACAUGAGCACUAGUUGUUGAAAAACGAAUCAAAAAAUUAAUCGCACAGCAGCCCGCACUUGAUCAAUGAAUCAUGUUGAGAUACAAAAAAAUCACAAUGAAACAAUAAAGCAAGGGAUCAAGCAAACCACUAGCUACAUCGACUGCCCUUUGAGAGAAAACGAGAGCAAAAAAUAUCUCUCGUAAGAAUUUGUUUCGUAUUCUUAACAAGACAAACCACUUGAGAACGUCCGUCUCUAUGUUACUAAGGAUGCUCUGAGGCACGCUUAUGACUUGUAUAGCAAGUAAUGAUUACAAUAUGGGUACUUGGGAACCCUAAAUGCCUGCGAUCAG
This is a messenger RNA of Pocillopora verrucosa, 1528 nucleotides long. RefSeq names its product GS homeobox 1. Gene Ontology annotation, biological process: regulation of transcription by RNA polymerase II. Lineage: Eukaryota; Metazoa; Cnidaria; Anthozoa; Scleractinia; Pocilloporidae. Gene Ontology annotation, molecular function: DNA-binding transcription factor activity, RNA polymerase II-specific; RNA polymerase II cis-regulatory region sequence-specific DNA binding. Gene Ontology annotation, cellular component: nucleus. The record is from RefSeq and is a predicted model, not a curated record.